AUGAUGCCUGUAACUAAUGUAAUUGAAGAGGAGCCUGCACCAGAAGUGAGAAAUGAAGAGGAUUCCGCACCACAAGUGAUUGAGAAGAAGGUUACACCAGAUGGGGUCGAGGAGCAGCCUGCAAAAAAUAAGACAAAUGAAAGUGCUGAACCACAAGUGCUUGAGAACACGGUUGCACAACAAAUGGUUGAGGAGCCAGCAGAACCUCAUACUCCUACACAGUCGCAGGUGCAACAACCAGUGGAAGCUGAACUAUCUGUUGGUGCAGAACAAUCUUCUCUUCCUUCACCAAAAACUCCAUUGAAUGAAGUCUCAAUAUCAACAUUAAUUUCAAGCACAAAAACAGAUUUGAAAUUGGACGAAAUUUUUGAAGACAAAGGAGAAAAAGAAGAUGAAGGAGAAGGAAAUGAGAAAGGUGACAAAGGAAAAAGACCUCAAAGGAUUCACAAACUACCGGCUGCCUUCUCUUCUCCAUAUUUGGUCAAGUAUCGAGACUUGUUCAAAAAUCUGGACACAAUGCAUCAAAGCCUAGCAGAUUAUGUCUUAAGUGGUCAGGACAACAGUGAGGUUCUUUAUUUUGAUGGAUACAACUACAUCAAUAGAGAGGACAUGAAAACACUGGUUGAUGAAGCGGAAGUGGUUGACUGUGUGAUUGAUUCAUGGUCAAAGUAUCUAAAUGCAAAGGGCCAUAAAGAUAAACUCUUCCUUUCAACAGUUCCAUAUGUAAGUAUAAUAAUUGAUGUUAUUUAA
Molecule: messenger RNA, 750 nt
Organism: Spinacia oleracea (spinach)
Lineage: Eukaryota; Viridiplantae; Streptophyta; Magnoliopsida; Caryophyllales; Amaranthaceae
Exons: 3
Coding region: 1-750 (249 amino acids)
Source: RefSeq, a predicted model, not a curated record